Molecule: messenger RNA, 663 nt
Organism: Penicillium macrosclerotiorum
Lineage: Eukaryota; Fungi; Ascomycota; Eurotiomycetes; Eurotiales; Aspergillaceae
Exons: 2
Coding region: 1-663 (220 amino acids)
Source: RefSeq, a predicted model, not a curated record
AUGAUGGGAAACGAUGCCCGCACCGAAUAUGGCCUGGCCUUAGUCCGCCCAGUACUAAUCGACGAGCCCGCACCGGCAUCUACGCCGGCCGUUCACCUCAAUCUUACGCCUUCCCAACCGCCUCAGAUAGAGACACUGCGCACAUUGAAUGAUCCUAGUUACAGAAUAAGGCACCCUCAUAUCAACGGUGAACCCGAUCCUGGAUCGGCUGGCCACUCCCACGGACACGCACCACCAAUACUACAGAUUGAAGUUGGCCUCGACAGUUCCAUUCCAGAGCUCGCCUCUAGUGAGAGGAUUCCCUUCGCAGAGUUGCAGGUUACGAGUCGUCCGCCAUUAGAUUUUCCUACUGUUCUCGAAGAGGCUGAUAUUUUGCCUGUUGAGACAAAUGUUUUUGGCGAGAUGGGCGCGCCACGUCUCCUGAUGGCAUUGGACGAAGAACGGAGAGAGCGAGCUUUGAUCCAGCUGACCAGUGAGAUUGCUACCUCCGACAAUAUUGGAUCCAUCGACGACUCCGGGUAUGUCGUGGCGACCAAGUACGAAAUGGAUGUAAUUGACCAUGAUUCGGGGGUUGUCACACCUCAACGCGGCGUGGCAGACACAACAGGCGAGGCGACUUACUACACAGCGAUCGCCGUGGUCGCUCUAGCGACAGGAAACUAA